AGUCGCAUCGGGUCGAGUUCGCGCGCGCGUGCGUGCGUUUUUUGGGGGAAAAAAAAAAACGAAAAAGGAGGAAAAAAAUUCCGAAAGACUCUACAGCCGCACCUUAUCCGCUCGAUAAGACGAACGCGACGGGGAAGACAGGCAGGAGGAUGGACUAGAGAUGAGUUUUGUGGUGGAAGGCAGAGUACGACUGGUACGAGUUCGCGCGCCAAAGUUCCACUCUGCAAAGUGAGAGGACGUUGUGGAUUGUCCUGUUAUCGGAAUCCUCGUUCUCCAAGGGACAACAUCCGCCGGAAGGAGAAACGGAAGAGGGGAAAAGCAGAAAGGAAUCAAUGAAAGUCGAUCGAUCCGAUUAAUCUGCGUUGCGUCUCUCCUCCCCGUCUCCUCCCCUCCCCCGCCCCCUCUCUCCCUUCAACCAUCUACUUACUCCGUCCGUCCGUCGAGCAAAACUCCAAGAACGCUACGAUGUGCUGUGUGUGUGAUGUACGGUGCAGUGUGUUGGUGCUAACUUAGUGAUAACGAUAUCCCCUCCUCCGUCGCGUCUACAACCGCGGAAUCGGCAACAAACUAGUCCUGUUAUCUCGACCGGGGAUUGCCGCCGGGAGAUAAGGACGGAGGUUAAGGAAGGAAGUUUCUUUCGCUCAGCAAAUCAGACCAAGAUUACCUAUGACCGCACUGGGCGUCGCGAGGACGACGGAAAAGGAAGAGAGGCGCUUUUGGCAGUAUUCCUAAUCUCCCUCUCCGACCUGCCGCCCGUUCUCUCACUGUAUUUCCGCUUUCCACCCCUCUCUCUCCUUCCCCCUCUCGCGCCUCCUCUUCCCGCUGUUAUUCCUCCACCUGCUCGUUCUUCGGCGAGCGAUCGCGACGUACCGAGAUCUCGUUGGACACGAUGGACAUGAGCAGCGAGUCGAGCGCCAGGACGUGGUACGAGACGCCUAGGUUGGAGCCGCCUUCGGGGGGUGCCGGGGUGGCCGGAGUGGUCGGCAAUGAUUACAGGGGUUACUACCCUCACACCGGACCGACGGCGCAUCACCCCGCAGCUGCGGCCCACUACGCCCACACGAGGAUGUCGAGCAGCGGCGUGUCGAGCGGUCCAGUGAGCCAAGUCUGCCGGCCGCACUUCCACAGCUCGGUACUCCAUCCGUGGCUCUCCGGCAGCAGCGCGGACACCUCGAAGACACCCUGGGGAUUCCCCGCGACGACGACCACGGGCGGCGCUGUGAACGACGAGAAACCGCAGAGUCCCUUGGGAUCCUCGCUGCCGCCCACCACUGGAAGUUUAUCGAGUCACGGUGGCGGCGGUCACCAUCUCUUCUCCUUUCCGCCGACACCGCCCAAGGACGCUACGCCUGACAGCAUAACCGCCAGCACGACCUCCAGCACGAAUAACAACAAUUCCACGAGCGCGAAUAAUAAUAACAGCGGUAAUCCUCUCUCCGGGUUGGGCGGUGGUACUACCAGCGAGUACCAAGCGGCGGUCGCUCACGCGGCGGUGAUGGGCGCGUUUAUGCACCAUCAAGACGCGCUAGGCGCGUCCGGUGCGAGCUCGUGCGACAUCAAGCCGACGGUGAUGCUUGGGCACCAUCACGGAGCGCCCUCGCCGCCACAUCAGCAACACAACGGCUCCAACAACGGGAGCAAUGGUCCCGCCGGCACGAACGGCUCAUCCGGGCAGGUGAAGCAACGAGAAGAGGGUCGCGAGUGCGUGAAUUGCGGCGCCACAUCGACACCCCUUUGGAGACGGGACGGCACUGGCCACUACCUCUGCAACGCUUGCGGGCUUUAUUACAAGAUGAACGGUCAGAAUCGACCCCUCAUCAAGCCGAAACGACGACUGUCGCUGCAGAGUGCGGCGAGACGGGCGGGCACCAGCUGCGCCAACUGCAAGACGGCGACCACGACUCUCUGGCGGAGGAAUCAGGCCGGUGAGCCAGUCUGCAACGCUUGUGGGCUCUACUACAAGUUACACAACGUGAACCGGCCGCUGACGAUGAAGAAGGAAGGUAUCCAAACGAGAAACAGGAAGCUCUCGUCGAAAAGCAAGAAGAAAAAGGCUGGCGGUUGCCUAGGUCUCGGUGGUGUCAUGGGCGACAUGAUCAAGGCCAGCGGACACCUUGAUCUCGACAACAAGCCCUUCCACUCAGGAUUCGGAUCGCCAAUGGGUACGUCGCAGCAUCAUCACACGAUGCAUCCGGCGAUGCAGCAUUACAUGUAUCACACGGGUGUCGGCGUGGCCGGAGGUCUUCAUCAGGGAUUUGCGCCACCGGCGCCGCCCCCCAUCCACCCGCACUCACAUUCGCAUUCCCAUUCUCAUCACAUGACGAGUCUUCAGGGUCUGCAGCUGGCGGCCACGACGAACGCAAUGACCGGCUGGCGAUCGGAGUACACAUGAAUCGCGAGCGACUAGCAGCUCAGGACGCAGCCCACCACUGUCUCGUUGUAAUGUAAAAAGAAAGGAAAAA
This is a messenger RNA of Trachymyrmex septentrionalis, 2462 nucleotides long. Its product is annotated as GATA-binding factor C-like. Lineage: Eukaryota; Metazoa; Arthropoda; Insecta; Hymenoptera; Formicidae. Gene Ontology annotation, biological process: cell fate commitment; positive regulation of transcription by RNA polymerase II; negative regulation of transcription by RNA polymerase II. The transcript is spliced from 8 exons. The record is from RefSeq and is a predicted model, not a curated record. Gene Ontology annotation, cellular component: nucleus. Bases 890 to 2392 code for a protein of 500 amino acids. Gene Ontology annotation, molecular function: zinc ion binding; RNA polymerase II cis-regulatory region sequence-specific DNA binding; DNA-binding transcription factor activity, RNA polymerase II-specific.